This is a messenger RNA of Gopherus flavomarginatus (Mexican gopher tortoise), 2430 nucleotides long. It is a transcript of the gene TCF24, whose product is annotated as transcription factor 24. Gene Ontology annotation, biological process: developmental process; regulation of transcription by RNA polymerase II. Gene Ontology annotation, molecular function: RNA polymerase II transcription regulatory region sequence-specific DNA binding; protein dimerization activity; DNA-binding transcription factor activity, RNA polymerase II-specific. Lineage: Eukaryota; Metazoa; Chordata; Testudines; Testudinidae. The transcript is spliced from 2 exons. The record is from RefSeq and is a predicted model, not a curated record. The coding region runs from base 27 to 719 and encodes 230 amino acids.
CCACAGUUCCUGCCCCAGCAUAUUAGAUGGAUUACGUUACACUUGAGUACAUGCAUGUGGGUUUGAGACAGAAAGGUUUUGCACCGCAAGGUCUAUUUGUUCUCUCGCUGAAGUUUUUGAGCUUCACCAUGAGUUUGCAGCACUGCUACUGCUGCAGGGGUUGGAUGGUUUCAGAGCUGCUCUUGUUGAUUACAGGUCUCUGUCCACCCGAGAAGUCACAAAUGGACUGUAGAAAUGUAUCUGAGAACAGCAAGGAGAUCUCCAGCUCUUGUUUGGAGCCUGACUCACUGCUGCUCCCAGCAUCUGGCAGUGAUUCUUGCUCCUCCUCCUCAGCUGGACAACGAGUUGGGACAACUGCUGGGAGACCAGCAGCUGCAAAUGCUGCCCGGGAGCGUAGCCGAGUGCAGACCCUGCGCCAUGCCUUUCUGGAGCUGCAGAGGACCCUGCCUUCUGUCCCACCUGACACCAAGCUCUCCAAGUUGGAUGUGCUGCUCCUGGCCACCACCUAUAUUGCACACCUUACCCGUAGCCUACAGGAUGAGGAAGAGUUGCCUGGGGAGGGAUUGGGCACGCUGAGAGGGGAUGGCUACCUGCACCCAGUCAAGAAAUGGCCAAUGCGAUCCAGGUUAUAUACUGGAGCUACAGGACAGUUUUUGAAUCACUCAGUGCAAGCAGAAAAUGCAAACCAAGGAGAAACAUCAACAAAUUCACAAAGCUAAUCUACCUUGUCCUUUUUGAAAAUUGUGAUAUUUAUUACACCAGAUAUUUUUAAGUUAAAACACAUUUUCAGACAAACUAUAAUUUCUGAUAUAUUGUUAAUGGAUGAGAGAGAAUGGUUUCUUAAAUGUAUGUAAAACUACAUCAAGUAAAUGUGAAAUUUAAUUUGUCCCUAGCAGUGGUGGAGAUUGGUGAUAUCCAAAAUGUGUGUGCAAAACUGAAAGACAAUUGCACUCGGAGCUAAAUUAAAGCAGCGGGCAAUGCGGUGAUACUCUUAAUGAAUUAAUACAGACUAGGUACUGUACCAUACCCAGAAUGAAGGAUUCACAGAAUAUGUUAUGUAGGAGCAAAUGCAAUAUAAAUUAUAUACAGUGCAAUGCAAGUUUCAACUAAAAAGGAAACACAAGGAUGUCUAAAGAAAUACAAACAAGUUCAAAGAGAGAUACACUUUCUAUGCUGUGGAUGAAAUCCUGACUCCACUGAAGUCAAUGGCAGAACUCCCACUGACUUCCAUAGGGUCAGGAUUUCACCCUAAUAAUCUAAGAUCUUAAAUUUCUGAAUUUUCUCUGAAAAUGUGAAUGUAUGUUCAUUGUCACAUGAAAGGUGUCCUGUAAUCCACUCCUCACCCCAACAUCAACACAUGCAAACUGAAUAUAGAUUAAGUGUAGCAGUAAUAUAUGUUUACAAUAUAAAUUAAACAUUGCUUGUACUGGUCUGUAUUAUGGUGUCACACGUUAAAUGGUUUGAAAUGUACAAAAUGUGUUUGGGGAUUAAUUCAAAGGUAUAACUUGUUUGCUUACAUAGCAGGAAUUAUUUACUUUGUCUUUAAGGAAUGUGAUGUAUUCAAGAAAACUGAGCCUGUAUGUUAGGCUAAUUCAUGACACCUUGUUCAGUUCAAACAUUUGCUGUAAAUAGGCAACAGUAUAUGAAAUUAAAUACAUAGUGAGAUAUCAUUCAAUAGUUUCCAUUAUGUAAAACUUUGUACAUGGUUUACAUAACUUGCUGUUGAUGCUAAAAACUAACAUUUUAUUAAAUACUCUUAAUUAGAAACUUCUACAUAAAUUCAGCUGGGCUGCGAAUUAAAUUUUUUAAAUCUGCAUCAGCUUCAUUGCCAAUUGCACAGGAAACAAUAAACUUUUACAAUAAUCAUACUUUGCACCUUUUAUAGUAACUUCCAUUUGAGGCUGUCUUAAUGAUUUAGGCCUCACAAUUCCAUUUCACAGAUUAAUAAAAUUAAGCACUGAAGGAUCAAGUUUUGUAAAAGUGCCCACUAAUUUUGGUGCUUCGAUUUCUGUGUGGCCCACUUAGGACACUUAUGGUCUCACUUUCAGAGGUGCUAAGCAUUUCAGUGGGAGCUAAGAAUGAUCAGCCCCUCAGCAAUUUAGGCCCUCGGUGUCAUCCAAAAUCAGAGUGGACAUCCAAAAUCAGUAGAUAAAUCUGUAACAGGGUCCUAAGUGAGUUGCCCAACGUCAUAUAGGAAGCAUGCAGCAAACCAUGAACAGAACACAGGUCUUUUGACUCCCGGUUCUGUGCUUUAACUACAAGAUCCUUCUUUUCCUUUAAAAUAUUUUGUUACAAAACUUUUUCAACUGUGUAUAAUUUAAAGAUGGCGUAUUAAGAAAUUAAUAACUACUGAACUUCAUUGAUAAUAUAACAAAGGUGAGAAUUUCUCUGACAGAUGGAACAUUCUUCUAUCAACACAACUCCUGAAAA